This is a messenger RNA of Gigantopelta aegis, 2076 nucleotides long. RefSeq lists its product as uncharacterized. The record is from RefSeq and is a predicted model, not a curated record. Bases 249 to 920 code for a protein of 223 amino acids. NCBI's taxonomy places the organism in Eukaryota, Metazoa, Mollusca, Gastropoda, Neomphalida, Peltospiridae. The transcript has 4 exons.
CUCGCGUUCUUGAGACACACGACGCUGACAAUAAUAAAUGAUGUGGAAAUUAAUAGCAAUAUCUAUUCGUUGUUUCGUUUGACAACGGACAGACGCACGUGCCUUUGAGGGGAAAGAGAUAUAUAAGAAGUAGACUACCAGAGGACCAGUUGUCACAUAGUUCGAGAUCUUGGGGACUAGUUGUCACAUUGUUGUAGUUGUUACAUUGUUCGACAACUGUUGGACUAAAAAAGAGAAGAUAUUUCAGUAUGGAUUCAUUGCUUUGCCUUUUCGUUCAUCUGGCUCUACUGAGCACGAGUUUCGGUUCACAGAUAACUUUUUACGGCGAAACAGGGGAAACUCAACAGUGUCCAUUAGAUAAGCCGUGUGCUAUACUGGUUCAGGAAUACAAUCGAAACGGCACCAUGAAACAAGAAUACUGGACGGACCUGUGUACAUGUGGGGAUGGCGCGAUGUGCUCUGUGGACUGGGGUGUGGACCCGGACAAAACCAUCAGACAGUACCUGAAGACUAAUAUUCGAGACAUGGUACUGGAAAUGAAGUUCUGCCGCCGAGUGCAGCCCCUUGCGGUGUGCAGCCCCAACCAGAUGGCGCUCAGUCUGAAAGGGUACUCCCUCAUCCCGCGUCAACUCAACAGCAUCAACUGCCGUUGCCCGGGAAACGCCCCGCUACACCUCCAGAAAGUCUGGUACGAGAGGUACAUGGAACGACACCAGAACUUUGUCUGCAGCAUACCCACAUGUGACGUUCCAACCGUCAACCACAGGGUGCCGUGCUUGCUGGCCUUUGAGCAGCUGAACCCGAGACACCACGAGACGACCUUCGUGUGCGAGUGUCCGGAGCCAUUCCGGUGUAUUCUUCCGCCAAGCUCAACUCGGAAUGAGAUCACGCCAGGCUUCUGUCAACGGGUUUCGUAUUGAUUCUGCACGUGCACACAUAAGCACAUAGUGCACGGACUUAAUUAAUCGGAAAAGACAAAACAAUGCGUCCAGACAACUCGAAUCAAAGUAGAAUGCUGCGGACAUUUUAAAGUAGACAUAACAAUGCAAUGUGCUACCUAUCGACUACGUGGAUAUGGUUAAGAAUAUUGAUGAUAUAUACGUAUUUGAUGUUUUAUGUGUUGUUUGUGUGCAGUAUUAAAUCUCAGGCUCGUGGUUUUCGUGAGGUUAUUUCAAAUAGGGAGUGCGGGGGAUGGGGCGGGGAUCAUUCAGUAAAUAUGAAUUUCCUUGAACAACCCAAAAAAUUAAUAAUAAUAAUAAUAAUAAAAGUUGACAUUUAAGUCGAUUUCCUCGCAAGGGUUCUGGCUAGUGGUUGACUUCUUACUCUUAUUUAAUGAGAGCAUUCUCAUCAGAAAUAAAAUUAUUGUUUUUAGGACAGCCUUAAAGGCGACGCCACACAAUACGACUGUUCGAUCGUAAUGUUUGUGACUUUGUCUUGUCACAAUCGACUAUUGUCGUGGCUGUUCUCGAACGAGGCACCCAAAUCGUGUGGCGUUGCCUUAACAUACUAGUAUUAAAUAAUACAAUUAGCUGGCAAGAGGGAUUAUGUUUGUUUAAAAAAUUAUGUAAUGCUAGGCUCACACUAUCACCUGUCACGAUGGAGUUGGCCAACUCGACAGUUGCGUUGUACUUUUUCUCACUCACGACGGAUGCGCUCAUAUUAAGAACUAACCUGUCUUGGACUCAUCCACUGGGGAAUCUCGGAGAAUGUGCCCAAGACAGUAGUGCUUGAACCUUCAGUGGAUGUCAGCACGAGUCAAAUGACUGAUUGAUUCAUAACAACUAAUCGGUUGUAGAAGUUGUAUACAACAGAAUCGAUUUGUAAGAGUGUUCUGACUAGCAACUGAACAGUCGUAGAAGUUUUACGAUCAGCGCGUUGGCCUAGUCCAUCGUGACAGUUGGUAAUCUGAGCCUAGCAUUAAUUACUUGUAGAAUUAGUGUUUUACAGAAAACGCACCCUUUAUACCUUUAUUAUUUAUUUGUUUCUUUCUUCUUCUUUCUUUUUUUCUUUUUUUGAGUUUUGUUUUUAUCACAUAUUCAGAUAUAACAUGCAUUAAAUAUACCAGUAUAUAUCAUC